Messenger RNA from Corylus avellana, 2087 nucleotides. It is a transcript of the gene DWF1, whose product is annotated as cell elongation protein / DWARF1 / DIMINUTO (DIM). The record is from RefSeq and is a predicted model, not a curated record. Gene Ontology annotation, cellular component: cytoplasm; membrane. Gene Ontology annotation, molecular function: oxidoreductase activity, acting on the CH-CH group of donors, NAD or NADP as acceptor; FAD binding. Gene Ontology annotation, biological process: steroid metabolic process. NCBI's taxonomy places the organism in Eukaryota, Viridiplantae, Streptophyta, Magnoliopsida, Fagales, Betulaceae.
CUCAAUCGCUCACUUUCUCUCUCUUUCUACUUUUUUAAUAGUUUUUUUAAAUAAUUUAUACUUCACUCCUUUAUCUUGCUUUUAUGUCUAUUCCUUUACACUUCCGAUCUUACUCUUCCUGAGCUCGCCUUCUUGCUUCAGUGCAGCAAAGAAGGUUCCUUUACUCCCCACAAUGUCGGAUCUUGAUGUGCCCCUCCGCCCAAAGAGGAAGAAGAUCUGGGUGGACUAUUUUGUUAACUUUCGAUGGAUUAUUGUUAUUUUUGUUGUCCUCCCUAUCUCCUUCACCCUUUACUUCCUCACAUAUCUUGGGGACAUUAGAUCCGAGAGGAAGUCCUUCAAGCAGCGUCAGAAGGAGCAUGAUGAAAAUGUCAAGAAAGUUGUAAAACGACUCAAACAGAGAAACCCAUCAAGGGAUGGUCUUGUCUGCACAGCACGGAAACCAUGGAUUGCUGUUGGAAUGCGCAAUGUUGACUAUAAGCGGGCUAGGCAUUUUGAGGUUGAUUUAUCUGCCUUUCGAAAUAUCCUUGAAAUUGAUAAAGACAGAAUGGUUGCAAGAGUUGAGCCCCUAGUCAACAUGGGGCAAAUCAGCAGGGCCACUGUUCCAAUGAAUCUGUCCCUUGCAGUAGUUGCUGAGCUUGAUGACCUUACUGUUGGUGGCCUCAUCAAUGGCUAUGGGAUUGAAGGUAGCUCUCACCUUUAUGGCCUGUUCUCUGAUACUGUUGUGGCCUAUGAAAUUGUUCUAGCUGAUGGCCGAGUUGUUAGAGCUACCAAAGAUAAUGAGUACUCCGAUCUUUUCUAUGCUGUUCCAUGGUCUCAGGGUACACUGGGAUUUCUUGUCUCUGCUGAAAUCAAGCUUAUACACAUUAAGGAGUACAUGAGGCUUACAUACAAGCCUGUUGUGGGUAAUAUAAAGGAACUUGCACAGGGAUAUAUUGAUUCUUUUGCUCCCAGAGAUGGAGACCAGGAUAAUGCAGAGAAGGUUCCAGAUUUUGUUGAGACCAUGAUUUAUAAUCCAACUGAAGCUGUAUGCAUGACAGGUAAGUAUGCCUCAAAAGAAGAGGCCAAGAAGAAGGGAAAUGUAAUCAACAGUGUUGGAUGGUGGUUCAAACCCUGGUUUUACCAGUAUGCACAGACGGCACUAAAGAGAGGAGAGUUUGUCGAGUAUAUCCCAACCAGGGAGUAUUACCAUAGGCACACUAGGUGUCUAUACUGGGAGGGAAAGCUUAUCCUUCCUUUUGCAGAUCAGUUUUGGUUUAGGUUUCUCUUGGGCUGGUUGAUGCCACCCAAGGUUUCUCUGCUCAAAGCUACUCAAGGUGAAGCGAUCAGGAACUAUUACCAUGAGAUGCAUGUAAUUCAGGACAUGCUUGUUCCUCUUUACAAGGUUGGGGAUGCUCUCGAGUGGGUCCACCGUGAGAUGGAGGUAUAUCCCAUCUGGCUUUGCCCACAUAGACUGUACAAGCUCCCUGUCAAAACUAUGGUGUAUCCUGAACCAGGCUUUGAGCUACAUCGCAGGCAGGGAGACACACAGUAUGCUCAGAUGUACACUGAUGUCGGGGUCUACUAUGCACCUGGCCCUGUCUUGAGGGGUGAGGUUUUUGACGGUGCUGAGGCAGUCCGUCGAAUGGAGAGCUGGUUGAUCGAAAAUCAUGGGUUCCAGCCUCAGUAUGCAGUAUCUGAACUGAAUGAGAAAAACUUCUGGAGGAUGUUUGAUGCUGGUCUCUAUGAGGAAUGCAGGAAGAAGUAUGGAGCUGUGGGAACCUUCAUGAGUGUGUACUACAAGUGCAAGAAGGGAAGGAAGACGGAGAAGGAGGUGCAAGAGGCCGAGCAAGCCCACCUUGAAACAGCAUACGCCGAGCUUGACGAGCCAGUUGACUGAUUUUUAAGUGAAAUUUGAAUUUUAUCCGGUAAGUUUCCUUGUUUUUUUGUCCUCCUGAUUUGUGGUUGUCUUGGUAAUUUUAGUUCAUUUUCCCCUGCCGGUCAGGUGCGGUAGUUGUUGAGAUUAUUAUCGAUUACUUUGGGGUUUCCUUAACGGAUUAGAUUUACACUGUCCGUAGCUUUUAAUGAGUAUUUGACUAUGGUUUAUGGCC